CACUUACAUGUACACAUAGAUAGGUGCAUGAAACGAAGAAAUGUUGAUAUUAGGCAACAAUUCUUGGCAAUAGAGAGAAAAGGUCAUGGAAAAGUUCAAAUUGGUGGUUUUACCUUUGAUCAAGAAAUCUCAAGAGAGAAGCUUGCACGUGCAAUUAUAUUGCAUGAGUACCCACUUUCAAUCGUUGACCAUCUGGGGUUUAGAGAAUUUGCUACUAGUCUCCAACCCUUGUUUAAGAUGGUUUCCCGCAAUACGAUUAAGGGUGAUAUAAUGAAGAUUUAUGAGGUUGAGAAAGAUAAGAUGAUUAGCUACUUAGAGAAACUUCAAAGUAGAGUUGCUAUCACAACUGAUAUGUGGACAUCAAAUCAAAAGAAAGGCUACAUGGCUAUCACUGUACAUUACAUUGAUGAGUCUUGGUUACUACACCAUCAUAUUGUAAGGUUUGUUUAUGUGCCUCCUCCACACACAAAAGAAGUUCUUUCAGAUGUAUUAAUGGAUUUCUUGUUGGAUUGGAAUAUGGAUAGAAAAGUUUCUACAGUCACUGUGGAUAAUUGCUCAAGUAAUGACGGAAUGAUCAAUAUCUUGGUGGAGAAAUUAUCUUUGAGCGAUUCACUCUUAUUGAAUGGAAAAAUUUUCCACAUGCAAUGUGCGGCACAUGUGUUGAACUUAAUUGUUAAGGAAGUUUGCCAUGGAAGAAGCACCAUUGUUCUUGGGCAAUCAGUAGCAGAUGGUGACAGUUUAACUUCCUCAGGCGGAACCUUUGAGUUAGGCUUCUUUACUCCUGGCAGUUCACCCCAUCGCUAUGUUGGGAUAUGGUUCAAGAAAAUACCAGUAAGAAAAGUAGUAUGGGUGGCAAACCGGUUGAACCCUGUUGUGGGUUCCUCUGGGGUUCUACAGAUUGGGGAGGAUGGAAAUCUUGUGAUUAUGGAUGGACAAAACCUCACUUGGUCUACAGUAGUGUCUUCUGUGUCCAACGGCUCCAUUGUAGAGCUUUUGGAUUCAGGAAAUCUUGUUUUGAGAGAAGGUGAUUCAAAUGGCAGUUUUAUAUGGCAGAGUUUUGAUUACCCAUCUGAUUGUUUCCUUCAGAACAUGAAGGUUGGUCUCAACCUCAAAACGGGGGAGAAACGGUUCUUGACUUCAUGGAGAAGCGACAACGAUCCGUCACCUGGAAAUUUUACUCUUGGAGUUGACCAACAGAAGCUCCCACAAGGUUUGGUCUGGAAAGGGUCAGCUCGCUACUGGAGGACUGGGCAAUGGAAUGGAACUAGCUUCCUUGGAAUUCAGCGCUGGGGUUCGUCAUGGGUUUAUCUUAAUGGUUUCAUGUUUGUCACAGAUGAUGAAGAAGGCAUGUUAUACUUCACUUACUCUAGAUACAAUGAUACCUUUCCGUCCAUCUUGAUAAUGAAUUAUACUGGAAUUUUUGAGAAGUUGGAAUGGAUUGAAGAGAUGAAGGAAUGGAGCAGUGUCUGGGAGGCACCAGAUGGUCGGUUUGUUUAUGGUACAUGUGGGCCUUUUGGGAUUUGCAGUGAGUUUGAAUCACCAAUCUGCAGGUGCUUAAACGGAUUUGAGCCUAAGUUUUUGGACGAAUGGAGUAAAGGAGAUUGGAGUGAUUUUUUGAGUGAUGUGUCUUCUGAGGAAGGUGAAGAGAGUUACUUGAGAAACUGUUCUUGUGUGGUCUACUCAUAUACCAGUGGAAUUGGUUGUAUGGUCUGGCAUGGCAGUAUCCUGGAUGUUCAAGAAUUCUCUAUUGGCGGGGAGAAGCUUUUUCUUCGCCUUGCAGAAGUAGAAUUAGGCAAAAACAGAGGAUUAAAGUUGUACAUAGUUCUGCCUGGCGCUUUCGAAGUAGUUAUCUUGGUAAUCUUGGCUUGUCUUUCGUGCAGAAGGAAGACAAAACAUAAAGGGCCAUUGAGACACUCUCAUCAGGCCAACAAACUGAAGGAUAGCUUGAGGAGAGGAGAAAACUCAGAACUGCAAAUAUUUAGCUUGCGUGGCAUAAAGACUGCAACGAAAAACUUCAGUGAUGCAAAGAAACUCAGAGAGGGAGGUUUUGGUCCUGUUUACAAGGGCCAGCUUAAAAAUGGUCAAGGAAUAGCAGUGAAAAGACUUUCAAAAAGCUCAGGGCAAGGAAUUGAAGAGUUGAAGAAUGAGGUUAUACUGAUAUUGAAGCUCCAGCAUAGGAAUCUUGUGAGGUUGUUGGGGUGUUGCAUUGAGGGAGGAGAGGAGAUAUUAGUAUAUGAGUUCAUGCCUAAUAAAAGCUUGGAUGCUUUUCUGUUUGAUCCAAGUAAGCAUGCCCAGCUUGAUUGGCCAACUCAAUUCGACAUCAUUGAGGGCAUAGCACGCGGGCUUCUCUAUCUUCACCAUGAUUCUCGUCUUCGAGUGAUCCAUCGAGAUUUGAAGGAGCGCAACAUUCUCCUGGACGAGGAUAUGAAUCCAAGAAUUUCAGAUUUUGGGAUGGCAAGAAUAUUUGGAGGGAAGCAAACUAUAGCAAACACUAACAGGGUUGUUGGAACAUAUGGCUAUAUGUCCCCUGAGUAUGCAAUGGAAGGGAUAUUUUCAGAGAAGUCUGAUGUAUUCAGUUUUGGAGUCCUGCUAUUAGAGAUUGUGAGCAGUAGGAGGAACACUAGCUUUUAUCAAAAUGAACACUCCCUUAGCCUCAUAACAUAUGCCUGGAAUCUGUGGAAAGAAGGAAAGGGAUUGGAGUUGAUGGAUUCAACACUAUCGGAGUCAUGUUCUCCGGAAGAAGUAAUGAGAUGCAUUCAUGUGGGCCUUCUUUGUGUUCAAGAGAGUGCAGCUGACAGGCCCACUAUGUCUGAUGUUGUCUCAAUGCUUGACAAUGAAAGUGUAGUUUUACCUUCUCCAAAACAACCAGCCUUUUCAAAUCUGAGAAGUGGGUUGGAGCUUCAUUCAUCUGGGAACAGGCCAGAAGUUUGUUCUGUAAAUUGUGUGACACUUCCAAUAAUGGAAGCACGAUCUUAGUUCACCAUAUCAUGUAGCAAUAAUGUCCUUGAUAAGCUCACAGUUUUUACCUAAAUUGGAUUCAUGUGACUUAUGACCUGCAACCAAU
Molecule: messenger RNA, 3064 nt
Organism: Vitis vinifera (wine grape)
Lineage: Eukaryota; Viridiplantae; Streptophyta; Magnoliopsida; Vitales; Vitaceae
Product: G-type lectin S-receptor-like serine/threonine-protein kinase B120
Exons: 11
Coding region: 28-2976 (982 amino acids)
Biological process (GO): recognition of pollen; protein phosphorylation
Molecular function (GO): protein serine/threonine kinase activity; ATP binding
Source: RefSeq, a predicted model, not a curated record